UACCUGUAGAAGCAAACAAAUCUUUUAUUUGUUGACAAUUUUGUGCAUCAAAGACUGACACGAUUAACAUUUUGUAAUCUAGACUUGCUUGGAAAGAAAGUAAUUGUAAACUCUAUAUAAUCGUAAUAUUAAUAGAAAAUAAUUCGGAGAUAAUUUGCUGCUAUCAUCUUAAAAAUAAUAUGAGUUCUGAAGAAGGUGCAAGUAACAGUCAGAAGAAAAAUGAAACAAGAUUAGAAGAAAGUUUAAAAAAAAAUGGUAAUCAAUCAAUUGAACAGCCGACUAAAUCAUCUAAAGUUAUACAACUUGAAAGUAAAUUAAAUGGAGAUCAAGCAAAAUUAAGUAAUAAAUUAGGAGACAAUAGUGCCAAGAAUCAUUUGUCUUCAAAAGCUUCGAUUGCAUUUACUAAUGGUACAAGAUCUAUGCAAAGUAAUACAUGUAGUUUUACCAAUAGUAUGGACCAAGAUACAAGUCAAGAUAUAUUGAAUGCAAGUGUAUCUUCCAUGUUUUUAAAUACCAACAAUAUUAAAUCUCAAACUAUGAAUACUGCUGUUACAAGUCAAUUGAAGCAUAAGACUGUAAUGAGUACGAGCGCUUUGAACUUGCCUAAGCCUCCAAUGCAUAUAAAUUUAUCUUCCAGUCAAAAUAACACACAUGUGAAUCAUUGUAUAUCAGGAUCUUUUAAUACUGGCGCUACAUCCAGUGCUACUUUAUAUUUAAAUAAUUCAGCACCAGUUUCAUCUGCAAUACAGCCAAAUAUAUCAACAGCUAAACCAAACGAGGAUAUUGAUAUGAAAAAUAAUGUAGAUUAUAUCUCUGGAAUUGAAAAGUGUCCAUCAAAAGUGUCAUGUAGUUCAGAUUCUAGUCCUGAAAUGGGCAGUGUCUGGGCAUCAAGGUCCUAUGGAUCUAACAGCCUAUUAAAUAAUAUAGGGGGUAGUAUAGGUUCAACAAGUCAAGGAACAUGUUGUUUUUUAAGACCUAACAUUAAUGGGAAUAGGGAAGUGCCAGGACCAAGUGGAUUACAAAAAAAUACACAAAGAGAACAGAAUGAGAGGAAGGAUUCAAGUUCUGGAAAUGAAGGUGAUAUGUCGGAUGGAGAAGAUUAUUGUAUUUACAUAUACAAAGGAAAUGAUGAUGUAGUUUAUUUAAUUCAAAAGGAAGAGAUAAAUCAAGGACAAGUGGAAGAACGUGAGGAAGAUGAACAAUGUCAUAGUGGUAGAUCAAGUCCAGAGAUGGACUUUUUGGAAAUGGAUUUUGAUCCUGGGCCUUCUUGUGAACAGGAUACAGGAGACAGUGAUAUGGCCUCUAUAAAUGAAGAUAUACAGAAUAUAGCAUUAGAUAAUGUAGAUCCAGAUCCAGUAUUAAAUGAUUUAAGUAGUGGUAAAGUUGUGGCUAAACAAGGAAUUACAGCAACAUCUCAAAACCCAAAGCAAAGUGUACAAAAUGUGAAUAAUGCAGAGCUUCAGCAAUGUUCCAGCAGUAAUCCACCUGUUCCGGAACCAAGCAUACAGCCAAAUUAUCCUUCACCAUGGAUGCCAAGUACUAGUAGUAGUGGAGCAGGAAAAUGGGAAACUACUAAAAUACAUUGUAAGAGAAAGUGUCCUCUUCAAGAAUCAUAUGGAUAUCAUAGUACAAGCGGAGACCUUAUUUCACCAGGUGACAAUAGAGAUUCAGAUGCUGAAUUGUGGGUUGAAUCUUCAUCAGCUUCCGUUCCAGAAAAUUCGAAUUUAAGCUCUCGGAGAGUGAAUCUCAGUUCAACUCUUUAUCAUCGUAUGAUGGCAAAGAAAUUGAUGCUCAAUAAGCAAGCUGCAUUUAAUCAGAGUGGUGACUCAAAUCUAGAAAACGAAUUAUCUAAUGAACGAUUAGAUGGCCUUAUAAUAGUUGAAAAGGUUAUGCUAUGGAGCGAACAAGAAGCUACAGUGAAACAAGUAACUCAAAUAGCAACUUCUGCAUGUGGUGCUACUGCUGCGAUAAAUGCUUUAUUGGCUUUAAAUGUACCAUUUUCAUUAGAAACAUUAAUAAAAGGUGUCAAUACCAGGCAAAGAGAACUGGGUACGCCACUACCGCGAUAUUUAUACAGUCGAUCAAUAGCUGGAUCGACACACGGAGAUUUGGCUCGUGGUAUAGCUUUAUGUACAAAUGGGUCAGUUAUAACAAAGUUUUUUGCAUUUUAUCCGGAAAGAAAAGUUUCAUUGUCCCAUUGGUUACACUAUUGGAUAUCAAAAGGUGCUGUACCGAUAGCAACGCUGAAUUUGCAACAUUGUGGAGGAGGAUAUGAUAUUCCAGAUGCAUGGCAUCAUCAAAUGAUAUUUGGUGUAGGACAAGCAGGAAUUUAUUUAACUAAUCCAUUAGAAUGCUUACCUGAACAGUAUGUCUGGCAUCAACUUGUAAGUCCUAGCAUUUUACUAGUACGAAGAGAUGAUGUUUUGGCUCAUUGGAAUCCCAAUACGGAUUUAACACCACUUGCUGUUAUGGAUCAAAAGUGGCGAAAGCUCAACGUUUUUGGUCAAGUUGUAAAUAUGAUACGCGAUACCCAGAGGCGCCAACUUAAGAAUCGAACUACUAGUGUAACUCAUAUUCGUAUUCCUGCAUCUUAUCAAGCAGGUAUUACAUUAGUUAUGUGUGCAGACUCUGCAGCUGCUUCCGAAUUGUUACAUACCGAACAAUUACCAUUACUCUAGUCUUGUUGAUCAAAAUUAUUAACAUCCAGGCUGCCCCUUUUUAUUUGUAAUAGAUUUAAUUAGCAGGCUGGUCCGCACAAUGUUAUUGACAAUGGCUCAUUUACUAAGUAAGACAGCUGGGGUCAUAAUCGAAAUAAUUUACAUUUUUAACGCAGAUGUUUGUAUUCAAAGAGAAUAUUAAGGAUUAAAAUAUAUUUCAAUAGAAUAUUUCCGUUUUA
This is a messenger RNA of Bombus huntii, 2896 nucleotides long. RefSeq lists its product as uncharacterized. The record is from RefSeq and is a predicted model, not a curated record. Lineage: Eukaryota; Metazoa; Arthropoda; Insecta; Hymenoptera; Apidae. The transcript has 10 exons. Bases 180 to 2678 code for a protein of 832 amino acids.